This is a messenger RNA of Oryza brachyantha (malo sina), 1113 nucleotides long. Its product is annotated as transcription factor HY5. Lineage: Eukaryota; Viridiplantae; Streptophyta; Magnoliopsida; Poales; Poaceae. The record is from RefSeq and is a predicted model, not a curated record. Gene Ontology annotation, cellular component: nucleus. Gene Ontology annotation, biological process: red or far-red light signaling pathway; positive regulation of transcription by RNA polymerase II; regulation of photomorphogenesis. The transcript is spliced from 4 exons. Bases 158 to 706 code for a protein of 182 amino acids. Gene Ontology annotation, molecular function: DNA-binding transcription factor activity, RNA polymerase II-specific.
UGCCGCCCCUACUUGAAUCAUAUCAAACAAAACAAGAAUCCAUCCAGAGACACCAGGGGACACAGAAACGUGCCCACAAUUACUAAUUCCCUAGCUAAGCAGCUAGCUAGCGGCGUGCUGCCAUCUCCCAGACGAGUGUGCAAACAGAGUGAUAGUGAUGAGUGAGAGAGACAGUGAGAGAAGAAGAAGAAUGCACCAAGGUCAGAGCUCGCCGGCGGCGGACUCCAGCAGCGAGAGGUCGUCCAGCUCCGCCCCAAACACAGACGACGCCAAGGAAGGGAUGGAGAGCGACGACGACGAUAUAGGGAGGGUGCCGGAGUUCGGGCUGGCGCUGCCGGGGACGGCGUCGACGUCGGGCAGGGGUGUUCAUGCUGCAGGCGACGCGGCGGCGGCGGCCGGGACAUCGUCGUCGCCAGCGGCACAGGCCAGCAGCGGGCGCCGCCGCGGACGCAGCCCCGCCGACAAGGAGCACCGGCGGCUCAAAAGAUUGUUGAGGAACCGGGUGUCAGCGCAGCAGGCUCGGGAGAGGAAGAAGGCGUACAUGAGCGAGCUGGAGACGAGGGUGAAGGACCUGGAGAGGAGCAACUCAGAGCUGGAGGAGAGGGUCUCUACACUGCAAAACGAGAACCAGAUGCUUAGGCAGGUACUGAAGAACACAACUGUAAGCAGAAGAGGGCCAGACAGCAGUGCCGGCGGAGACAGCUAGUAACCGCAGUUUGAUUCAUCUCGACUAUCAUAUUUGAAUACAUGGCCGUCUGGAGUCCGGAGUUCGAUUAAUUUUGUUGGUUGACUAGCUCUAUUUGUCAGAGUCACAACUAAGACUUAAAAAGGGAAGUCGCUCGGACCCUUGAUUGAUUUAUAGUUUUUUUGACAUUAUGUUAAUUGUUUAGUGCUAGCCAGAUUCAAGACGAAUACAAAUGAACUUAUUACCAUGGGAGGCAUAUGACUGGUUCCAUGUCUGCAAAAAGUGUAAUAAUUAUGUAUGUAAUUCUGGCCGGGUAAUGAUGUAUAAUUGUAUAUAAACAUUCUGCAAAAGUAUAGUGGAGUGUUUUGGGUGUGAUUGUAUCCCAACGAUAUAAAUUAAUUAAGUUCAAUAAAGCUUCCAUCAUCGAA